GCCAUAGAUGUGGGCAAAACGUCAGGAGAGAAUGCUUCUGGAACAGAGCCGUACAGCCCAGAAAACACACAACAGCCCUGUACAGUAAUAUCCCCAUAACCACUGAACCUAUAUCCACAGUCUCACUUACAUGCAUGAAAACAUUUCUGAAAGGCAACUUGAAACUAUUACUCGAUGCACCUGGACACUGUUGGAAUUCAAACCCCACACUGCCCAAGUCUGCAGUCCUCAAUGAGGAACAGUUAGUUUGCUUAAGACUAGGCUGAGGGAAUCUAUUUGUUCUCUUCUCUCUCUGCUUGUGUGUGUCAGGAGAGAUGUAGUGCUUGGAAAUGUUUCCCUCUUUUGUAUCCUAGAAGAGAUGGAGUUUUGGAGUAGCUCAGACCCAGUCCUUUACUAUUAAGAAAUGUAGUUAUUCUUUUUGUAAAUAAACCUUUUGUAACUGUCAAGAUUGAACUCUGCAUCUUUUCCUCCUGAGCUCUAAAUUCUUUUGAAGCAACAUCACUUCACGCUCUGCUUGCUGUGAACUGAAUGCUCAACAAGUUACUUAUAGACUUCACAACCUCUGAGGAUGCCUGCCAUAGAUGCAGACGAAACAUCAGGAAAGAAUGCUUUUAGAACAUAACCGUACAGCCCGGAAAACUCAUAGCAACCCAGUGAUUCCUGCCAUGAAAGUUUUGGACAACACAAGGAUACUUAUAGUUGAGCAUUCAGCUCACAGCAAGCAGAUCGUGAAGUGAUGUGGCUGGAAAAUAAUUUAGAAUUUAGGAGGCAAAAUGCCGAGUUCAAUCGUUAAAGUUACAAGAGGUUUAUUUAAGAAAUAAAUACAUUUCAAGUGUCAUUUGGGAGUCGGGGAGAAGGGAUUCUUCAGCCUAUUCCUAAGCUAAGUGUUCCUCCUUGAGGACUGCAGACUUGGACAAUGUGGUGUUGCAUUCCAACACAAACUACCAACACACUUGCAUGGAACAUUGCUUUUGAAACAUAACUUCUUUCCUCCCCAUCACAUCCCAAUGUAAAUAGUGACAGGUAGAUGGACCCUUUAUUGGUGACUCCUCCAUCUGGAGGGGAAGAUGUGGGGCCACACACUUGAAACCCCCUCCCUUUCCAUAGGACAAAGUGGGGUUGUCCUUCCUCUGAUCUUAAACUCUCCUCUUAAACAAAUGCAUGACGUGGUUGGUCUUCCGGUGUGUGCAGAAACUUUUCGACUGAUAGAUUUGUUCCUUGAGAAGAGCAUUCCAGAAGGAGGCUUGCCCAUGUGCCUGUUGUUCAGAACCUUGAUUGAAUGAAAGUUCAGACUAAAACCCAGAGCAGAGCCACAGCCUGUGGAGAAAAAGCACCAUCCUUUGUGUGCUUUGUGCAGCUGCCAUACAGAGCUGUCCAAGGUCCUGAUUCCAUAUCCUAGUGUUCAGUUGAUGGUUCCUCAAAGUCAGCCCAACUCUGAAAGAUCAAGAGCAUUGCUUCUUAAUCUUGGGGGUCCUGACCCCAAAUGGGCUAAGUGUUGGGGUCCCGGAAAAAAUGGCCCAUUUAUAUAGGGGCUCUUGCAUACCAGAGGGUAAUUGAGGUUUUAUGGAUUGUUAGGUUCUCUUCUCCCAGUUGUGCUGUGGGUCAGUCUUCCACCAGAGAAAGCACCAAGACACACGCUGGUAGAUUCCAACAGGUUUUAUUGUACAGAAUACCAGAAUCUUCUCUGUAGCCCAUUUAUAUAGGGGCUCUCGCAUACCAGAGGGUAAUUGAGGUUUUAUGGAUUGUUAGGUUCUCUUCUUCCAGUUGUUCUGUGGGUCAGUCUUCCACCAGAGAAAGCACCAAGACACACGCUGGUAGAUUCCAACAGGUUUUAUUGUACAGAAUACCAGAAUCUUAUCUGUAGCCCAUUUAUAUAGGGGCUCUUGCAUACCAGAGGGUAAUUGAGGUUUUAUGGCUGGCAUCUGUUCAUUGUUAGCGCUUGGACUGUGUCCGGAGAUGUCAAAGAUCAGAGAUCAUGACACAUAAGAAGAAAGGAAAGGAAGAAAGACGGGACAAAGGAAGGAAGGGAAGAAAGAAAAGGAUAGUCCACCACCUUGUAUGGCACCUGGUUCCAUUGUGCAGCGGGUCCUUUUCCAUCACAAAGCCCUUCCUAACAUUUCCACGGACUCUCCUUUCUUUGACUUGGAAUCCACCGGUUGUGGAGUCCUUUCCUCAGCAGAACACAACUUGUUUUUAUGUAUCCAGACGGUAGACGCAUUACUUUUUUGAGCGUGCUUUGCAAAAUACGAUAAUUCCCACGUAUGGUCCUGUAGCAGGGAGUUCCUCAGCCCUCAAGGAGAUGCAGCGGAGGAAUGUUUCCAAGCCGCAAAUGCCAAAACACAACAGGCCGGAGUUUGUUUUCUUGCCCCACACGCAGCGCUGAGGUUUUCAGCAGGGAGAAAAACAGAAACUGACCUACAUUCGUCGGCUUCACGGCAUGACGGAGAACAAAGGUACUCGGUAAGCCCCUUUUUAUUCCCUGCGGCUUGCAAGAAAGGUCAGCUUUUUCCAACCUGCGACAUUUCUUUUUCAAUGAAUGGAACAAAGUCUUUUGGCAAGCCUUUGCUGGACUCGAAAGGCGACACCAAUCAAGUUCAAUUUUGUUGCUUUGAGAAAGAAAACCCACAUUUAUUUCUUUCUUCCUCGUUCCUUCUGUUUUUCUAAUUUAUUGCUGAAACUAUGUGAUGUUUAUGCCAUCAUCCUCUAUCCAAAGCCAUGAUAAAACUACCUUUCUUGCAACAGAUCCCCUAAUAAAUUGGGGGAUUUGUAGUUUGAAAAGAAUGGCUCUCCAAACUGGGUUGUUGUAUGUCUUUUGGGUUGUGUGGCCAUGUUGCAGAAGUAUUCUCUCCUGACGUUUCGCCCACAUCUAUGGCAUCUCCAAACUUCUUGGUAGGUAUCGUCCAUAAAUUGCCUUAGUGGUCUUCCUAAUGCCUCUUCUGCAUUGGAUUUCCGGCCCUGGUUCAGCUUUUUCAAUUGGAAAGACUUGGGCUGGAAUGUUUCAAACCCAAAGCAACCUGGACAUUUGGGGAGAAUGUGGAAGCUGCGAAAAACGAUAGCCUUGUAUGAGCGAUUGCUUAUGUUUUUCCCAAUCCUCCCAUAUAAAGUACAUUAUUAUUGUAUUUCUUUAACAUAAUAAUAAUAAUUUAUUUAUACCCCGCCACCAUCUCCCCAACGGGGAGUCGGGGCGGCUUACAUGGGGCCAUGCCCAGAACAAUACAAUAUAACAGAAUAUAAAAAACAACAAAUCAUAACAAAUUGAACAAUACAAUAAAUGAUAAUAUACAUUACAGCACAAAAUCAGAAGAAACAUCUGAUUUAAAAUCCAGAACACAAACAUUCAAAUAGAAUAUAUACACACACACACACACAUAUCUAUCUAUCUAUCUAUCUAUCUAUCUAUCUAUCUAUCUAUCUACAGUAGAGGCUCACUUAUCCAAGCCUCUGGAUAAUCCAAGCCAUUUUUGUAGUCAAUGUUUUCAAUAUAUUGUGAUAUUUUGGUGCUAAAUUCGUAAAUACAGUAAUUACUACAUAACAUUACUGCGUAGUAAACUACUUUUUCUGUCUAAUUUGUUAUAUAACAUGAUGUUUUGGUGCUUAAUUUGUAAAAUCAUAACCUAAUUUGAUGUUUAAUAGGCUUUUCCUUAAUCCCUCCUUAUUAUCCAAGAUAUUCGCUUAUCCAAGCUUCUGCCGGCUCGUUUAGCUUGGAUAAGUGAGACUCUACUGUAUAUAUACACACAGUAGAGUCUCACUUAUCCAACACUCGCUUAUCCAACGUUCUGGAUUAGCCAACGCAUUUUGUAGUCAAUGUUUUCAAUACAUCGUGAUAUUUUGGUAAAUUCGUAAAUACAGUAAUUACUACAUAGCAUUACUGUGUAUUGAACUACUUUUUCUGUCAAAUUUGUUGUAUAACACAAUGUUUUGGUGCUUAAUUUGUAAAAUCAUAACCUAAUUGUUUAAUAGGCUUUUCCUUAAUCGCUCCUUCUUAUCCAACAUAUUCACUUAUCCAAAGUUCUGCCGGCCGGCCUAAUUACGUUGGAUAAGCGAGGCUCUACUGUACAUUUAUUUUAAAAGGUAAAGGUUUUCCCCUGACGUUAAGUCCAGUCAUGUCCAACUCUGGGGGUUGGGGCUCAUCUCCAUUUCUAAGCCAAAGAGCCGGCGUUGUCCGUAGACACCUCCAAGGUCAUGUGGCCAUGGGCAUGACUGCAUGGAGCGCCGUUACCUUCCCGCCAGAGCGGUACCUAUUGAUCUACUCAUAUUAGCAUGUUUUCGGACUGCUAGGUUGGCAGAAGCUGGGGCUAACAGCGGGAGCUCAUUCUGCUCCCUGGAUUCGAACCACCAAACUUUCAGUCUGCAAGUUCAGCAGCUCAGCACUUUAACACGCUGCGCCACUGGAGGCUCCACAUACACACACACAUAUAUGCAUGCAUAUAUAUAUAUAUAUAUAUACACACACACACACACACAGACACAGACACAGACACACAUAUAAUAAAACUGAAAAUUUGUAUGUGGGUAAGUGGUUGGGGUGACAUUGCAAGUUAUAGAGAGUGCACUGAACAUGUCCCAGAGCCCUGCCAAUGUCCUCUGCAAACACCUCACUGCCCACCACCCAUAAUAUAGGAGACAAUUUCCUCCUAGAUUUUCUGUUUUUCCUCCACCACAGAUAUUCCUGUGUUUCUGACUCUAUUGGUGUGGAAUUUGCAUGACCCCGCCCACUGUCUCUCCCAUAACUCUUUCCUAUUCUUUUCUAUGGCACACAGUAAACAGAGGAAUUGAUCAGCAACUGAACAUACUUGAGAGAUUUAGGGGGAAUUCACUAUGAUUGAUAGGAGAUGCAUUGACGAAAAACAACAGGAAAAACUCAGCCGCUAUCAGGACCUCAAGAUUGAACUUCAAAGACUCUGGCAGAAACCAGGGCAGGUGGUCCCGGUGGUGAUGGGCACACUGGGUGCCGUGCCAAAAGAUCUCAGCCGGCAUUUGCAAACAAUAGACAUUGACAAAAUUACGAUCUGCCAACUGCAAAAGGCCACCCGACUGGGAUCUGCACGCAUCAUCCGAAAAUACAUCACACAGUCCUAGACACUUGGGAAGUGUUCGACUUGUGAUUUUGUGAUAUGAAAUCCAGCAUAUCUAUCUUGUUUGCUGUGUCAUAAUAGAAUAAUAAUACUUCGCGCAUCGCGCAUCAUUGAUAGGCUUGCUCUGGAUGCGUCAUCAGUGGGUUUCAUUGUCUUCUCUGGCUUUAGGGUGAACUACAACUCCCACUAUGUUGAGUCAGUCUCCUGAAGCCCCUCCAGUAGGUUGAGUCAGUCAUGGGGUUUCUGAUGGAGUUUUUUCGGGGUUAGCCUGGCAUGAUGUCAGUUGUAGUUCCCUCACAACCUUAUGCAUUUUGGAUAAUUAAAAACUGACUUUUUCAAAACACUAUUUACCCAGCCCAGUAUAUAGAUAAAAGUCAAGGUGUAUAUGUAUGUAUGUACAUAUGUAUGGCUUAUUUUUCCCACAAAGGCUGUUGCGUGGUGAAGUGGCCCCCUGGGAAAGAAAGAUGAUAAGGGAAAAGAAAGAAGGAAAGAGCCAAAGAAGGGAAAGGGAAGUAUUAUGCAUGCCCAACAUGCAUCCUUAGCCACAACUUCUACCCAUCAUCUUCAAAGUUUGCCCAAAACUGAAAGAGAUCACGAAGCACGUUGGACCGGAGAGACGAGUCGCUUAACCGUGGCCCUGUGAACAUUGUGCAAAACCAUGUCGGGGAAGAGAUUUAGCUCUUGAGUGUUUGCAAACAUUCGACGUGGCUUAGAAGAAUGGGCCCUUUGUAUUCGACGAAAAAAGCCAAAGUUGGGGCAGCAGGCCAGAGGCACACAAUGGCAGGAGUGAGCUGUCAGUCUGACGCGCGGAAAGGAAUCAAAACAGGUAGCGAAGCCGCCCAGAAUAGCUGCGUCGUCCCCUGGGCUGAACGCAUUUGCCCUUUUCUCCGUGGCGAGAUAUUUUAUCCCUUCUUCCCCACCCACCCGAUGGACUUCUUGCUGCGUUCUUCUGGCUUUUGGUCAUUGUUUUUCUACUCUCUGGCGGGGAAAAUAGAGCCAUUGAGUCACGGCGAUGAAUGACAUCAGAAUGAGACCCAAAGUAUAAACGGCAGGAGCAAAACCUCGACCUGGUUCUUUUCAGAAGCAUCUAAAGAAGGGACGAAAAGGAGGAGAGCAAGGAUGGAGGCUCCAGCUUUGAUCACUUGCAGUUCCAGACACCUAUCUCGCCAAAGGCAUUGACCUUUUCCACCUUUGUCUGUGAGCGCAUCGCCUGAAAUGUUUCCCUGGAAGAAGGCCGCCAAAUGCCAACCAGUGGCUUGCCCCAAUAUCAUCACGCCAGACCGAAUCCCCCCGUUCUUGAUCCCGCCCAACCUGGCUUCCAUUCAAGGCCGGCAUCUGUGUAGGAACCAGACCCACAAGGACUUUGCCCAUGGGGACCGCGCAGAGAAAGUCAGUGGACCUCUCCAAGGUGCCUCCUCCAUGCCUCAGCUCUCCGGCAUCCCUCUCCUUCCGGAGAGUCCGCACACUCGCCGCCGAGAGUCUCUUUUCCACAACGGACAGACACCCCACCGGUGCCACUUCACCCGUUUCACGGCUCCACAGACCCAUUUGGCCCCGGAGAGUGACACGGCCUCCUCCACGGAGACGUCCCCGUAUAGCUCUCCACUACUCAUGCGUUCCUUGGGUGCCCUCCCGUUGUGCCGUGGCUACCGCCGGAGGUGUGGGAGCCGUUCAACCAACGCGGGGAUGGUUUCUCGGCCAAGUUCGUUGUCCACGGAGGAGACCAGCUCCACAGAUACGAGCCCCAGCUUCCCCCGUCGGGAAACAGAGCCUCCCUGGGGCCACUUGACUCCGACGUCCUUCUUCCCGCUGGACUGGGUCCGCUGCCGCGAGAGGCUCACCAAGGAGGUGGUGCUAACGGUGAGCAAAGGAGGGCGAGUGAGGCUCUCGAGCGAGUAUCUGCAGCCUCAAGGGAGGCUCCGCAUCCGUUUGGUGAGCGCCGAGGCCUUCUACCCAUCUCACUGCGAUCCGCGGCACAUUCACUGCUGUGUCUCCCUCCGGUUGCGCCCCGGGCUCAGACAGAGGCAGCGCAGCGCCGUGGUGAAGCGGAGCCGGGACCCCAUUUUCAACGAGGAUUUCUUCUUCGAAGGCCUUUCGGUUGACGAUCUCCCCCGGCUGAGCCUCAGACUCAAGGUGCUCAACAAAGGCUCCGGGAUGCGGAGGGACGCCGUGUUAGGCGAGUGCGACAUCCCGCUCGAUUCGCUCUUGCCCUGAAAGACUCAGACGAUGGGAAAGAAUAAAUCCGCUACAGUGAGGAUUGGGAACUGGUUAACUGGGGCCGGGCUGUGGCGUAGGCUGUUGAGCAGCUGCAAUAAAUCACUCUGACCAUGAGGUCAUGAGUUCAAGGCCAGCCCGUGGCGGGGUGUGCACCCGUCAAUUAAAAAUGAAAAAUAGCCCCUGCUCGUUGCUGACCUAGCAACCCGAAAGAUAGUUGCAUCUAUCAAGUAGGAAAUAAGGUACCACUUAUAAAAGUGGGAGGCAAGUUUAACUAAUUUACAACGUUGGAAUGAGGAAGUGCCAUCAGAGUGGAUGAUGAAGCAGCUGCUCCCCCCUGUGGCCAGAAUCGAACAUCCCCUCAGGAGAAGGUUAAAUUGCCUCUGCGUCUGUCUCUGUCUCGGUUCUAUGUGUAUAUGGGCAUUGAAUGUUUGCCCU
Molecule: messenger RNA, 7727 nt
Organism: Anolis carolinensis (green anole)
Lineage: Eukaryota; Metazoa; Chordata; Lepidosauria; Squamata; Anolidae
Gene: c2cd4d
Product: C2 calcium dependent domain containing 4D
Exons: 2
Coding region: 6291-7289 (332 amino acids)
Source: RefSeq, a predicted model, not a curated record